Staurois parvus is the source of this 264-nucleotide messenger RNA. Lineage: Eukaryota; Metazoa; Chordata; Amphibia; Anura; Ranidae. The record is from the annotation of a GenBank genome assembly.
CAGGGGCGGACUGACCAUUUGGAAACUUGGGCACUGCCCAAGGGCCCAGGGUCAGUAGGGGGCCCCAUGAGAUGCCCCUGGUACCUUUUUCAUAGGCUUUUUUGAGUUUGGGCAAGGACACAGGGGCCCCAUGAUCCACUAUUGCCCGGGGGCCCCAUGAGUUGUCAGUCCGCCCCUUGCCACCCACCUGUGCCCACCAGUGCCACCCACCUGUGCCCACCAGUGCCCCCCAUCAGUGCCCAUCAGUUCCAACUAUCAGUGCCC